Austrofundulus limnaeus is the source of this 801-nucleotide messenger RNA. RefSeq names its product zinc finger protein 239-like. Gene Ontology annotation, molecular function: RNA polymerase II cis-regulatory region sequence-specific DNA binding; DNA-binding transcription factor activity, RNA polymerase II-specific. The annotation marks the transcript as partial. The record is from RefSeq and is a predicted model, not a curated record. Gene Ontology annotation, biological process: regulation of transcription by RNA polymerase II. Lineage: Eukaryota; Metazoa; Chordata; Actinopteri; Cyprinodontiformes; Rivulidae. The transcript has a single exon.
UGUGACCACUGCAGCAAGAGAUUCAGUCAGUCACAGCAUCUGAAGGUCCAUCAACGUAUCCACACAGGAGAGAAACCUUAUACCUGUGACCACUGCGGUAAGAGAUUCAGUUGGUCAGUGAGUCUGAAGAUCCAUCAACAUGUUCACACUGGAGAGAAACCUUAUACCUGUGACCACUGCAGCAAGAGAUUCAGUCAGUCACAGUGUCUGAAGAUCCAUCAACGUAUCCACACAGGAGAGAAACCUUACACCUGUGACCACUGCAGCAAGAGAUUCAGUCAGUCACAGCAUCUGAAGGUCCAUCAACGUAUCCACACAGGAGAGAAACCUUACACCUGUGACCACUGCAGCAAGAGAUUCAGUCGGUCACAGUGUCUGAAGAUCCAUCAACGUAUCCACACAGGAGAGAAACCUUACACCUGUGAGCACUGCGGUAAGAGAUUCAGUUGGUCACAGAAUCUGAAGGUCCAUCAACGUAUCCACACAGGAGAGAAACCUUACACCUGUGACCACUGCAGCAAGAGAUUCAGUCGGUCACAGUGUCUGAAGAUCCAUCAACGUAUCCACACAGGAGAGAAACCUUAUACCUGUGACCACUGCAGCAAGAGAUUCAGUCAGUCAGUGAGUCUGAAGAUCCAUCAACGUAUCCACACAGGAGAGAAACCUUACACCUGUGACCACUGCAGCAAGAGAUUCAGUCGGUCACAGUGUCUGAAGAUCCAUCAACGUAUCCACACAGGAGAGAAACCUUACACCUGUGACCACUGCGGUAAGAGAUUCAGUCAGUCAGUGAAUCUGAAG